AUGAAGUUAUCCACUAUUUCUUUGGUGUUAGCCACCAUUGCUGCCAUUGAAGCUAAGGCUCAAAAGAAAGAUGUCCUCAACAAGAGAGUCAACAAGGUUGGAGUCUUGAAGAGAGCUGAUUUCACUGUUUACACCGUCUACGGUAAUGACGCCAACACUGCUGUGGCUGGUGCUCUUGGUGCAGUUGGCGUUCCAACUGAAGUUGCCACUGAUGCUGGUGGCGUCGUAGGAAUUAAUGUUGGUGAUGCUGCUGCCGCCGCUGCCACCGACGCUGUUGCUGGUGCUGGUGACGCUGCCGCUGCUGCAACCAAUGCUGCUGGUGACGCUGCCGCUGCUGCAACCGAUGCUGCUGGUGACGCUGGUGCUGCCGCUGCUGCUGCUGGUGGUGAUGCUGCCGCUGCUGCUACUGAUGCUGCCGCUGCUGCUACUGAUGCUGCUGGUGAUGCCGCCGCUGCUGCUACCGAUGCCGCUGGUGAUGCCGCCGCUGCUGCUACCGAUGCUGCUGGUGAUGCCGCCGAUGCUGCUACCGAUGCUGCUGGUGAUGCUGCCGCUGCUGCUACCGAUGCUGCUGGCGAUGCUACCGAUGCCGCCGCUACUGACGAUACUGACGACUCUGCUGCUACUGAUGACAGUGACGAUACUGAUGCUACUGAUGAUUCGACUGCUACCGAUGACUCUGACGAUUCGACUGCUACUGACGAUUCUGACGAUUCAUCUGCUACUGACGAUUCUGAUGACUCUUCUGCCACUGAUGACAGUGAUGACUCUUCUGCCACUGACGACGGUGAUUCCUCUGCUACUGAUGAUUCCGACGACUCUUCUGCUACCGACUCCGACGAUUCGUCUGCUACUGAUGACAGUGAUGAUUCUUCUGCCACUGAAUCAGACGAUUCUUCUGCCACUGACGACAGCGAUGACUCAUCUGCCACCGAAUCGGACGAUUCCUCUGCCACUGACGACUCCGACGACUCGUCUGCUACUGAGUCAGAUGACUCGUCUGCCACUGAUGACAGUGAUGAUUCUUCUGCCACUGACUCGGACGAUUCCUCUGCCACUGACGACAGCGAAUCUUCUGCAACAGGCGGUAGUGAAACUUCUUCUACUGCUACUGGUUCUGGUUCUGGUUCUGGCUCUGGCAAUGGAACUACUACCAGCGGUAACAACGCCGUUCAAAACACUGGUGCUUACGGUGUAGCCGCUGCUGUCAUUGCUAUUGGUGCUUUGUUGAUCUAAGCUUAAGUUCUUUUCGUUUUUGUAUUUUAGUAGCGUAUUUAAUUUUUCUUUCCGUUUUCACUUGUUUUAAUUCUAGUUCACGUUGAUAUUUUCU
Scheffersomyces stipitis CBS 6054 is the source of this 1327-nucleotide messenger RNA. It is a transcript of the gene PGA39, whose product is annotated as Pga39p. The coding region runs from base 1 to 1233 and encodes 410 amino acids. The transcript has a single exon. The record is from RefSeq and is a predicted model, not a curated record. NCBI's taxonomy places the organism in Eukaryota, Fungi, Ascomycota, Pichiomycetes, Serinales, Debaryomycetaceae.